Mercurialis annua (annual mercury) is the source of this 1910-nucleotide messenger RNA. RefSeq lists its product as uncharacterized. The record is from RefSeq and is a predicted model, not a curated record. NCBI's taxonomy places the organism in Eukaryota, Viridiplantae, Streptophyta, Magnoliopsida, Malpighiales, Euphorbiaceae. The coding region runs from base 248 to 1690 and encodes 480 amino acids. The transcript has 6 exons.
UUUCUUUAAUCGGAACAGAAACAAAAAUUUCAGUCUUUAAAAAACUGACCUUUCACCAAACACUACCUUUACAGUUACACACACCUGACACCUCAUACUUUUUUACUUUUAGCAAAACCACCGCCACUCUCUCUGGUUCCGUCGCUGGCGCAGCCAUUAACUCCGCCGGCGCUCUCUGCUUUUUCCGUUUUCAGUCAUCCCUUGCCCAAAUUCUAUCACGCAUGAAUGUAGAAAUUUAAAUUAAAAAAUGGGGCCUGACUUGGAGAAAUCAAAAGCUAACACAAUUGGAAUUUUAGCUAAUAAUAAAGAUAAUCAAGACAAGAACCACAACUGUAAUUUUAAUGAACAACAGGGUGGUGCUACUGGUGCGGCUUUAGAAGAGGAUAUUGAGGUUAAUGUAGUUGAAUGUACAAAAUCUUGUUAUGCAAGUGGGCAACUUGAAGCUAGAUGUGAGCAAGACGAGGAUGGUACGGAGAGUAUGAGUUCUUUUGGCGACACGAUAUCUGAUAAUGAAAAUGAGAAUGGUUCUUUGUUUGGUGAAGUUGAAGUUAAUUCGCAAUUUUGUGAUGGUGAUGUCUCGUUGUUUGAUGGGUUUGAUGGAGCAUUGCCAAUGAGGAGGAAAAAAUUGACAGACCAUUGGAGGAGAUUCAUACGCCCUCUCAUGUGGCGAUGCAAGUGGAUAGAAUUGCAAAUUAAAGAAUUUCAGUCUCAAGCAUUAAAGUACGACAGAGAGCUUGCAGAACAUGCACAGAGAAAACAGUUUGAUUUUGAUACUUUUUUAGUAGAAGGAUUUGAUACGAAGUCCCUACCCUUUUCAAGUUGUACUCAAAGGAAAAAAGUUAUGAAGAGAAAAAAAAGAAACAGAGUUGAAGAGAUGGUGGAUAUAAAAUCGCAUAUGCUACAACACAAUUUGUUCUCCUAUUAUGAAAUUAGGAAGCCUCCAGGCAAUGGUGCUUUAAUGACUGAUGAUUGUGAUAAUCUAGGUAAGGCGGUCAAUGCUAAUGAUGAGCUAGAGUUUCAAGAUGGAUGGACAUCGCUUGAAUCCAAACCUGAAGAUAAUAUCCAAGAAAAUAUUCUCUUGAAGAUUGAAUUGUUACAAUUGCAAGUCCGUAAGCUGAAGGCUCGGAUUGAAAAGGUGGUGAGUGACAAUCCUGGGAGGUUCUCUUCUGUUAAUAUGCUGAGCAUGCCUGCAUCUGGUGAUGCACUGACCAGCUCGGAUCAGAAUAUUGCUUCUUCCUCUGAAGAUGACGAUGGAAUGCAUGUAAGAUCUCUUUGCACCUUAUCUCCGCAUAGGUCCGACUUUAAUACGAGAGAUCUUAUACCUGACAGUGUGGUUUCAAGUCACGGAGAGGUUGCCCCUCUUCCUGAUAUGAUCAAAAGCACAAAUCAGAUGCUGGUUGGAAUGUCAGGCGAAAAAACUGCGGAGGAAAUUCUCAUACACAAUAAAGCAGCAAAGGAAGAAAUGCAUAACUUUGAAAUCAUCGAUAGUCAGCACCCGGAGAAAGGUCAAGAACCGAUGGAAAAGGACACAGUCCAGGUCUCUGAAGAAAACAAGUCUACAGAGACAUUUUUGCCUCGUGCGAAUUUUGGUGAGAAAACACUUCCAAAAUCCAGGUCCACUGUUUCUGAUAACAAGAGAACACGGGGAAGGAGAAAAACUCGCAGAGGUGGCUGGAGUCGUAGGUCAUAAACUUAGCUGGAUAGGAAAUAGUCGGUUGUCAAUCAUAGGAUGAAACCGCUCUUCUAGCUGAUGUUUUCAGCCACAUCUGUUGCAAGAUGAUAGUUGUAUAUGUUGCUGCUGCUUAUUCUGAUCUAUAUUUUCCCUUCUGGUACAAAAGUUUGUACAUGCUGUGAAUUCUUGGAUCCCUUAUCCUUAUAUAUAUAAUUAGUACAUCUAAUUUUUCCUUAAA